Messenger RNA from Neogale vison (American mink), 3450 nucleotides. It is a transcript of the gene AKNAD1, whose product is annotated as AKNA domain containing 1. Lineage: Eukaryota; Metazoa; Chordata; Mammalia; Carnivora; Mustelidae. The record is from RefSeq and is a predicted model, not a curated record. Bases 1 to 2286 code for a protein of 761 amino acids. The transcript is spliced from 13 exons.
AUGGACAAAGCCCAUUUCUCAGAAGAUACAACUUCUAAGAAACAGAAAGAUUUGCCUUAUGAUGGGGAUUUCUCCCAAAUUAAGAUAUACAAUGAUUACAAUUUUACCUCAAAAAGUGAUGUCCUUGAUGUUUCAAAUCAAAUUCUUCCAACAGUAGAUGACCUUCAAGAAAAGGCUACGUAUAAAGAGACUUGCAGCCAUGCAGACAUGGCCAUGACUCUGGGCAAAAUGCCUAAAACUCUUAUCAACAAAAGCUAUGAUAAAAAGAAACAAUCCACCACAACUCCUGAUAUUCCAGCUAAUGAAAGAGUCCCUUCAAAGUCAAACAUUUCUCAUAUUUUACUCCAUCAUCUUUCCAAUGAGGAAUUCUUAAAAGGUCAAGACAUUGAUUGUGAAACUCUCCCAGAGAUUUCUAAUGCCGACAGUUCUGAUGAAGUUCUUAUUAAAAAUAUUAUUUUGCACCAUGUUAAGAAUUCUUGGCCAAAAGAACAAACCCCAGAACUCACAGACCAACUGAGCCCCAUAAAGGGUGGUGAACACAGCAAAAUGCCUUGUUGUUCUCUACCUGUGAGAGAAGAAAACGUCUCUGAUUUAGAGGCUGCUGGAGAGAGCAGCCAUCAAGAAACUUCUCAUUUUCUAACUAAAAUCAAGAGUCCACACGAUAAACCAAAAAGUUGCCAAGGGCAGCCACUCCAGAAACUGCAGACUGGCAAAGCAGUUUCAGGCAGUGGGUUCAAACACGGCCCUGGUCUGGUUCAUUACCAGUUAUCUGAUUUCCCUAAGGUUGUUCCCAAAGGGAAAAGCCCUAAAAAUAAAACAAUUAAUAAACCACUUACAACAGAUAAACAAGCCAACUUUUCUCCUCAAUUGAGAGAUAAGUCAGCUAUUGUGCAAGAUAUUUUAGAAAGCAUGUCUAGGUCAAACUGUAUUGAAAGACACGGGCAGAAAAGGAAAACUGCUGCACCUUCACAACAGAUAGAGAUGGAGCCCACAAUACAUAUUCACCAAGAACUUCUCACAGGAAUAGAAUCUGAGAUGAGUCUCUUUAAGAUAUCAUCAAUCACUCAGAAAGACCUUUCCCCAAGCUCUUCUUACAUAUUUCAGAAGAUAACCCAAGGAAAACAGAUGUGCCAGAAGUUAAAAGAACAGACUGAUCAACUGAAGACUAAAGUACAAGAGUUUUCCAAAAGCAUAGUGCAGGACUCUCCCUAUCUUUUGCAAGACAAGAGUCUGGUCCUGGAGAAACUGCAGGGACAUCUUGAACUGCUGGAGCAGGAGUUUCUGGACAACAAGGAGAAGCAUCUGACUUUGAAGCAAGUUCACAGGCAUGAAUCCCCAGCUGUCGGUGACUUUGAUCCAGAAAGAGAAGUGGAAGGUGAAAUCUUCAAGUUGGAGAUGCUACUUGAAGAUGUUAAAGAGAAAAUUAAUAAGGGCAAAUGUACUUCAGCCGUCUCUUUUCCCGUGAGCUCUCCAAUCAUCCCGGAUGACUUGGCAUCCACAUCCUCUCCACCCUCAAAUGAGGAGAACCCCAACACCACCUCGGGAAACCAGGACCGAGACCACGCGCAGAUGACUAGUCCAAGCUGUGCCUUUUGCCACGGAGUUCUUGAAUGGAAAGAAAACACGGAGAAAAAAGGGCACAGGAGGACCAACUGUGGAAGGUGUCCCCCCGCCAUUCAAGAAAAGUCCCUGCUUGCAAACUCGAUUCACAGUUCUGAUGCAGGCCCCAGCUGCUCUUCUCUUUCUGGGACUGGACUGCAAAGUAAUCAGCGCGAGAUCUGUGGCACUAAGAGUCAUAAUUCCAGAAGAGUCUGUGGCAAAAAGCCACUUGAAGAAUUUCAUUACAAAUACAACAUGCCAGGACAGAAUUACUUAAAUCCUAAUGAAAGAAGUGCCUUUGUCAAGCUCUGCUUUUUAAACGAAAAUAAAAACUCUUCACCUUCUCGUUCAAAGCCAGAAUGGAUCUGUUCCCAGACAUUGAAUCCAAAAUUCUCUCAUGAUGAACAUGAGCCCAUACCAGGAAAAAACAAUCUUAAGGUUUUCAUGACCUAUAAUUCAGACCUUGCUACACCCUCACCCCAUUUCCACUCCUGCAGGAUUUGGGGAAGCAAGUCCUUAAGCAACUUUGGCAGUAUUGAAGAAACAGAAUCUGAGAUUUUAAACUUGUCUUUGGAUCAUGCCCUAAGGACAGCAACCAUUUUGAAAGAAACCACUGAUCGAAUGAUUAGAACUAUUGCAGAAGAUCUUGCCAAAGUAAAGAGAUGGAGGAAUCAACUGAAAUACUAGUUCAACCCAAGGCAACCGAGGACUUAAAAAAAAAAAAAAGAAAUGCAAAGAAAACUUGAUCUUCCUCCCCAAAGUAUCUUCUUAUACCAUUUAGGAAGGUGACUUUCUAGAGAAAACAGCAAAACUAUGGGGGCAAAGGGGUAGCGCACAAAGUGCUUAAAAGGAAAAAAACAAUGGACCCUGAUUCUUAAAAUUGAAUCAACAAGUAUUUAUUUUAAAAUAAAUCUAUUAUUCCUAAUUCCUAAUAAAAAAAAAAUCAAAGCAAUAAACUAGGGGAACCUGGCUGACUCCAUGGGAAGAGCAUGCGACUCCUGAUCUCAGGCUCAAGAGUUUGAGCCCCACCUUGGGUAUAGAGAUUAUUUAAAAAAAAAAAAAAGGAUAGAACCAAAAUAUACUUUUGCCUAUUAGUAUGGCAAAAACUAAAGUUUAGAAAAGCCAGUGUCAGCGAGGUUGGGGGUGACAGAUGCUUUUGUACCCUAGGGAUGGAAGUGUAAAUUGGUGUAACCUGGGGGGAAGGCAACUUGGUAUCAAAUCCUACAAAUGUAAAAAAGCACUUACCUUUUGAGCAGCAACCCCACUAUUAGAAGUUACUUCCUAGGGAACUCACAUAAUAGGUCAUGGUAUUACGCAGGGGUAGCCAGUGGAGCACGGAGGGGAAGAGUCCCCAUAUGGAACUCAUCUAAUACCCACUGUGGAGAUUCACAAAUAACAGUCAUGCAGUUAGUGCUCUGUAGCUGCGGAAAAAAAUGAGGCAGAUUAUCUUGCAAGAUAGUGAAAGAAAGCAAGGACGACCAAUAAUACAUGCAGUGUGCCCUCAUUCGUGUAUGUUUUUCAAAGGGCAUACAUAUUUUCUGGGAAAAUACACAAAACUAUUCAGUGGACCUCUAGGAAAUGGAACCUGGGUGUCGUUCAGGGAAGGAAGAAUCUUUACUUUUACUUUCUGUACAGUAUGAAAUUCUUAUGUUUAUAAUGUGAACUAUGUGAAGAUCUCCUGAAGUCAGAUGCAAAAAUGUUAGUCCUAGAUUAAUGUUGGGACAAAAGUGAAGACAAUUCUCUAAAACUAUGGACUAGUGAUUAACUAAGUGUAUAUAGCAUUUUAUGUAGACUGUCAGAACAAGACAUUUUUUUGUUUUAAAAAAAUUUUUUAUGGGGUGCCUGGGUGGC